Messenger RNA from Fusarium venenatum, 1938 nucleotides. The record is from RefSeq and is a predicted model, not a curated record. Lineage: Eukaryota; Fungi; Ascomycota; Sordariomycetes; Hypocreales; Nectriaceae.
AUGUCCUCGACAGCUGUCCCAGACUCGGGCUCAAGCGGGGGGAGCAACGAUGACAACACUGAACUCCUUGUGGCGGUUGUUGCACUCGUGAUCUCUGUUUUAGCCUUCGUCAUCGCCAUCCUUCAAGCUCUUCAGCAAUAUCUUGCCACCGCUACCGGCUUCUCCUCUUGCAGCGAGGCCGUCAUAGGGAAAUGGUCCCAAUUCGCUAGGCGUCAAAUGGUCUGGAGUGAAUUUCGAUUCGAGGUACAAUUUGAGGCCCCUGUCAUCUUUGUCGCCAAACCGAGCAAUACCAGAGGCCCUUUGGGCGACGAUGCUCUGGCCAAGGAUGAAAGCAGAAAAAUAAUUCGGUUGGAUGGCAGUAACGCCAACUUCAAAUACACCGAUACUGUCAAGGAAUAUGACGACAAUUAUAAGAAGAGCACACAGCAGGUUGUGCACACGGCUGACAACGAGAAAGCCACUUGGUGCGCUCUUCUCAUGGCCAUUGUCCGAAUGGAAAAGGAAUCUCGCGAAUGGCAGGGCAAGAAAUCAGGAGAGUGGCGCAAGGCAACUGGUCCUCCUCGCCCAGCACUUGAUAAACCAGACUCCCCACAGGAACCUGAUGCUCACCACUCCCUGCUUGUCUGUAUGCAGAGAAAGAGACGUACGUGGGACAGUAUGCCCAAAGACUUCGCCAAGCCUUAUGCCACCACUACGAUAUCCCACAUCGUGGAAAUUGCUGCCAUGUUAGGUAUCCAUUGGAGGCAGUUCGACUUAAACAACGACCAGUACCGCGCCCAGGGUAACGGCUUUGUGCUAUAUGGUUCAUAUACAGAUGGUCUUGGCAUAUGCUUCAAUUUCCAGAAGCAAGGGCCAACGUGGUUUGAGAAAAACCGCAUUAUACCCAGCUACAACGUCAAGCAGUUGUGUUUUGGUAUGGCUCCAACGAUAUUCUACCAAGAGCGGAAGGUAUACGCAGACGAAGCCAAAGGCGCCGAAAGUCUCCAACUGGGAAGUCUUGCUGAGAUAGCAAAGACGUUGGUGGUAUUUGGUUGUGAUAUUAACACGGUCAACUACUUUCGCAAAAAUACUGAUCAAGCACGUCAUAGCCACAUUUUUGCUGUUCCAUUCGAGAUACUUGGCAUGGUUGGCGAGAUGCUGCAUGUGAAGGAUACCGUAUUCCGCAUGCUUCCAAACCCAACAGUGUUCUUCUGGGAUCCCAGCACUUUCUCUCUUCCUACACUACUGGCAGAAUACAUCACCUCGUUGCGGCUUCUACGAGACCAGUCUCUGAUCGGAAGUGAGCAAAUAAAGCGAAUACUAGAAUGGGCGGAAAAGGACCAGAAGUUUCCACUCUUGCGGAGCGAGGGAUCAACAUUGGACGUUUUUGGCGAAGACAUCAACGGGGCCACAUUGAUCAACGGCCUCAACCAUCUUCGCGGCGGAAUCGAACUGUGCGACGAGUACUUUGGGAAGAUGGACAAACCGGGUUUGUCAAUGGUCAAAAAGGUCGUGCGUGUCCACAUCCAAGAGGUCAUGAGUAUUCUGCACGAGAAGAAUGAGUCCGAAAUCAGCAAUGAGACCGCCGAUGAGGCUUUGAGUGAUGCGCCUAUCACCAUCCAUGACAUUGAUUCGGCAUCAGCGGAUGAGAGGGAAAGUCUCCUGAUACAAAUGUACUUCGCUCGUGUACGGGCUAAUGUUCUCCGGAUUGUGAAUCAACAUGGCCUUCCUGGGAAGCAUACGAGAGCCAGAAAAGACUCCUUCGCUUCAGACAGUAUUUCGAAUCAUGGCAACUCUAAACAUCCCAAUAGGUACGAACCUAACGAAAUCAACGAAGUCUGGUGCACACUUCUAUUCCGUAUGUUGUGUUGGUUGCAACUACACGAUUUUCACAAGAUGGAUUUGCACAUCAGCAAGAGUGACGCCUAUGCAAGUCGAAUUCCGGUUUUCAUGGUCUAA